Molecule: messenger RNA, 1275 nt
Organism: Humulus lupulus (European hop)
Lineage: Eukaryota; Viridiplantae; Streptophyta; Magnoliopsida; Rosales; Cannabaceae
Product: cytochrome b561 and DOMON domain-containing protein At5g47530-like
Exons: 1
Coding region: 102-668 (188 amino acids)
Source: RefSeq, a predicted model, not a curated record
CAUAAUUCACUUGAGUGAAAUAGCUUAAUGCUUCUCAUAACAAACAAUCUCUGGUCCUAGAUCUCUCAGCUAAUCUUUUAGUUCAACACAGCUCCUUGGAAAUGGCUACAAUGUCAACACAAUUCUUAAUAAUCUGCCUUCUUAUUCCUCAAGUGCUUACUUCUUUAGCUCAAACCUGCUCAAAUCAUACCUUCUCAGACAACAAACUGUUCACUUCUUGCAGGGACCUUCCAAUGCUACAAGCUCACCUCCACUGGAACUAUAUACCAUCCACCAAAAGUGUCCAUGUUGCUUACAGAGCUGUUCAAGAAUCUACAGGAUGGAUUGCUUGGGCUAUAAACCCAACUGGAAAGGGCAUGGUUGGAUCACAGGCCAUUGUCGCCUUUCACAGUUCUAAUGGGAGCAUAACUGCCUAUCCAACAGCCAUAACCAGUUACAGCCCUUCUAUGCAGCCAAGUUCUCUUAGUUUUCAAGUUUCAAACAUCUCUGCAGAAUAUACCAAAGGUGAGAUGACUAUCUUUGCUGUUGUUGGUCCAUUAGCUAAAGGAACCUCUGCCAACCUUGUCUGGCAGGCCGGAACUUCAGUUUUGAAUGACAUCCCUCAGGGCCACCCAACCUCAGGGCCAAAUGUUCAAUCAAUGGACACAGUUGAUUUUCAUUCAGACUAAAAUUCAACCCAAGUACCUAUCCUAUGUUCUAUUACGAGUUAGAAAGAAGUUUAUCAGUUCAGUCCUACAUUUGGUUGUUACAAAGGGCGGGAUGAGUGUUAUCAACUUAUUAAAUAUUACAAGCGUUUACAUGUAUGUGAUCUUGAGUUCCAACUUCAUGUAAUUGGAAUUACUUAUGUUAUAUAUAAUAUAUUUUACACAUACAUGCCAAAUAACACUUGCUGAUACAUUACAAAAUAGUGAGCGCUUUCUCAAGUUAACAGAAGGCCACAAUAGGCAUAAUACUCGCGAACUAGUUUGGAUAUUUGCCAAGAAAAGGAAGUAGUUCUGUCAAUAAGGAUAUUACUCAAGUAGUCUUUAAGUAGAGGUUAUGAUUGUCCAACAAGCAAGAAUCAUCAUCUGCCAUGGUUUUAAAUAUUAUUGUGAUCCGUAUUCUAAUAAAUCUAUGUUGAUACAUGUUUAAGCAUAUAUCUAAGGUCAAACAACUCUAAACCUCUGAAGGAGAAGAUGCAGAGGUAGAUAGAAAAAUCAGAAAGGAACUUCAAAGCUACGAAUGUGUAACCACAUCAUCCAUCAGACGUAACAGCUCAAUGCUCUUGGCCUCUGU